ACCUUUCUUUAAAUAAGAAUAAUAAUAGUGAUUUCUCUGCAAACGAAAAGGAAAAGGCGGCAUAAUUGUCUUCAUGAUUUCCAACAUAUAAAUAAAGCCCCGGAGAUAGGCUAUUCAUGGAGAGUCGAUUUUUCAUUGAUAAUGUAUUUUCCUCUCAGAUUGAAGUAAAAUAGCUGUUUGGAAAAAAUGUCUACGUUGCUCAAUACUGUAUCGACUGCUAUGUCCAAAAACCAUUGUCAACCGAAACCUAUGGCUAUAUCGUCCAUCACGACCUCUGCUACAGCUACCACGGCUGCGGAUAUUAUUAUAAACUCACCCCUACCUACUACUGGCACAUCUUUACCUUCUACAUCCACUGACACUGCGCCUUUUUAUUAUCCUACUGCUCAUUCACAUGGUUAUCAUCACCAGCACCAACACCAGCAUCAUGGCGUCGGUGGCGAUACAACGUCUAGCUCUCCACGUCAUUAUCAAAGUACAUCAACCUUAUCAAACAAAAGCCCUACUUUUCAAGCAACCAAAACCACACCCAUUUAUUAUCAGUACGAUCAUAGUCGCGAGCAGCAACAGCAUUAUUUCCUUCAACAUCAAACGGAUGCUGCUCCACUUUCUUCACCUUCGUCUGCUUCCACUGCCUCUUCAGCUUCAGCUUCUACUUCUUCGUCAACAUCCUCUCAACAUCAGCAACGUAAUUCACCGCUAUCGUCACCAUUACUUUCUUUGCAUGAACGAAGGCAAAGAAACAAAGCAGCAUCGGCGAAAUACCGUGCCAAAAAGAACCAGCAAUAUGGUGAGAUGAGAAGCAUGAUAGCGACCAUCACUAAAGAAAACGAGUUAUUGCAACGGCAAUUGGAACAAGUACGAAGAGAAAACCAUCAGUUAAAGCUGACUUGCGAUAAACUUCGAGGCAAGAUGCUGGCUGAGAAAUUGCUUCAAAAGAUGCUCAUGAGGCAGCAACAGCAACAGAAACAGCAACAACACUUACACCUGCCCAAUGAACAAACCGCAAACUUCAAACAAAGUAACGAUGAUACGAGUGCCAGUAGUGAUGAUGAAGAUUUUAUGGUGGAAGAAGAUACACAAAUGCUCCUGUCUGUAUUGAAUAAUAAUGAUAGUAAAGAAGAACGACAAAAGAACUUCAAUUCAAGGCCUAUGCCUUUAGGAGACAAAGAAAUAGGCAUUAUCAGACAUUCUACUAUUGCAGACGAUGACUAAGUGAUUAUAUAACCACACACUCCUUUCUUAUGUAUUUACUCUAUGGAUUCAAACAUCAUUAUGGCAUCUGGAGCGUAUAAGUUUUCAAAUUCAUCUCGUGCACAUGCAAGUCUCUAUGCGAAGUUGCUCUUAAAUAUAUUUUUGGUAUUAUGCUUCUAUUUCAAAAUUCUUAUAUGAAACUGUUUUGCCCCUUUCUCUCAUAACAUAACCCAAUAAAAAUUCAAUCCCUUAACAAAAAAUCGCUACUGCGCUGUAUCAGCCAAUAAUGCGUUCUUUUUUAAGGCACAAUUAUUUAUUUUUUUUUUGUCACCCAACAUUCCCCAAGUUGGAACUCACCCAAC
This is a messenger RNA of Mycotypha africana, 1556 nucleotides long. RefSeq lists its product as uncharacterized. The coding region runs from base 187 to 1215 and encodes 342 amino acids. NCBI's taxonomy places the organism in Eukaryota, Fungi, Mucoromycota, Mucoromycetes, Mucorales, Mycotyphaceae. Gene Ontology annotation, biological process: regulation of DNA-templated transcription. Gene Ontology annotation, molecular function: DNA-binding transcription factor activity. The record is from RefSeq and is a predicted model, not a curated record. The transcript has a single exon.